CUGUCAUAUUGUUUCACCUAAUGGUAUGGGAAGCUGAGACAGUCUAGUUUAACCCACAAAGAAGAAAACGUGUUUGGAGGAACAGCCAGCAAUGUCUUUCUGUUCUCGGGAAGAACUUGUAUAAGAUAAGAAAUGCUAGCAUGGGUUUUAUUAACCUCUUAACCUAUUUUCUGGCUGCUGGUGCCAUUAGUCUGGGAAUUGGUUUCUUAGCUUUGUCAUCUGCUUUGUGGUUCCUGAUUUGCAAACGAAGGGAAAUAUUCCAAAGUCCCAGCAUUAAAUCAAUUGAUGAAAAGCUGAAACAAAGACUGUACAAACAGAAGGCUAAAUCUCAGUCUGUUUUCAUUUCCCGAAACUUUCACGCUGGCCAAUCUCCACCACAGGCGGAGCACAGAGAAAGGGAAGCAGCACAAAUGAAAGCAGUCAACUCUAAAGAUGAAUUCUGCCUUCCGGACGCUGUUGGCGGAGAGUCCCCUGACAUGCUCUCAGUAGAAAAUGGCAGCAGUGUGACAGUGAGUUUGUCAACGUCCGCCUCUUGUAGUUAUUACAGCAGAAGCGUGGAAGCAGCUGAUGAGUGGUUCUUGAAAGACUCUCUAGCAGCCGAGGUUCCCCCAGAGCCUUUGCUUGGAGAACCUCUAGCAGAAAAGGUAUUAGCAUACCUGUCAAGCAUCUCAUUAGAAGAAUGGCCUAGAAACACAACGAAUGUGACAUUUUGUGGCGUUCGAAAAGAAGACAGCACCAAGGAAAUGUUUUCACAAAGAAACACAGAAGCUGGCACACACAACCUUCCAUGUGAUACCAAAUAAAUCUUUUCUCUUGAAGCCUGCUAAA
Myodes glareolus (Bank vole) is the source of this 828-nucleotide messenger RNA. RefSeq names its product chromosome 3 C1orf185 homolog (gene C3H1orf185). The record is from RefSeq and is a predicted model, not a curated record. NCBI's taxonomy places the organism in Eukaryota, Metazoa, Chordata, Mammalia, Rodentia, Cricetidae.